Kogia breviceps (pygmy sperm whale) is the source of this 1998-nucleotide messenger RNA. It is a transcript of the gene VGLL3, whose product is annotated as vestigial like family member 3. The record is from RefSeq and is a predicted model, not a curated record. Lineage: Eukaryota; Metazoa; Chordata; Mammalia; Artiodactyla; Physeteridae. Gene Ontology annotation, biological process: regulation of transcription by RNA polymerase II. Gene Ontology annotation, cellular component: nucleus.
CCGACCCCGGCCGGGGCUGCGGCUGCGGCUGGCGCUGCCGUGGGCGCCGCUGCCCUCGCCCGAGCCCCGCACUGCCAUGCUCCCGCCGCGCGGCGGGCCAAGGCGUCCCUGAGUCUCUAUAUAAGCGCAGGCCAGGGGACACCCGGAGGGGCUGAAGAUGAGGGUGCCCGCGCAUGGGCCCCCGCCGAUUGCCAACCCCUACCGAGCCCGCGCCCCGUGUGGAGCCCACGGCCGCCGAGGACCCGCCUUCGCCACAGUAGCAGCUGGGGCUGCGACAGAGGCGGCAGCUGCGGCGGCGCCUGUCGCGCGAGCGCGUAGAGCAGCGGCCGCAGCUCCGGGGCCGCCGCUGCCCCGGCUGCCAUGAGUUGUGCGGAGGUGAUGUAUCACCCCCAGCCGUAUGGAGCGCCCCAGUAUCUGCCCAACCCCGUGGCAGCUGCAACCUGCCCCACAGCCUAUUACCACCCGGCGCCCCAACCUGGCCAGCAGAAGAAGUUAGCGGUAUACAGCAAGAUGCAGGACUCUCUGGAAGUCACCCUUCCCAGCAAACAAGAGGAGGAGGAGGAGGAGGAGGAGGAGGAGGAGGAGGAGGAGAAAGACCAGCCUGCCGAGAUGGAGUACCUUAACUCUCGCUGUGUCCUUUUCACUUAUUUCCAGGGAGACAUUGGGUCAGUAGUGGAUGAACACUUCUCAAGAGCUUUGGGCCAAGCCAGCACCCAUCAUCCAGAAUCUGCCAUUUCAAAAAGCAAGAUGGGGCUAAACCCCUCAUGGAGAGACAGCUCAGCUCUCUCAAGCCAGCGGAGUAGUUUCCCGACUUCCUUUUGGACCAGCUCUUACCAGCCCCCAUCUGCACCCUGUUUUGGGGGAGUUCAUCCUGACUUCCAGGUCACUGCACCCCCUGGCACCUUUACUGCCGCUGACCCCAGCCCCUGGUCAGGACAUGGGCUGCAUCAGACUGGCCCCGCCCCUCCCCCUCCUGUGUCCGAGUCCUGGCACUACCCUUUGGCAUCUCAGGUGAGCCCAUCCUACAGCCACAUGCAUGACAUGUACAUGCGGCAUCACCACCCCCACAUGCACCACCGCCACCACCACCACCACCACCACCAUCACCACCACCCUUCUGCUGGCUCUGCCCUGGAUCCAUCCUAUGGCCCCCUGCUGAUGCCGUCUGUGCGCGCGGCCAGGAUUCCCGCUCCCCCGUGUGACAUCACAAAAACAGAUCCGACUACAGUCACCACUGCUACCUCAGCGUGGGCCGGAGCCUUUCACGGAACCGUGGACUUAGUGCCAAGUGUGGGGUUUGAUACAGGUGAGCCCAGUGAUUUCCUCCUUUCCAUAAAAGAAGAAAAAUUAAUGAAAUAAAUACAGAAAAAUGGAGGAUGUUUUAAAUACCUGGAAAACUUUUUCUCUUCCGUGGAAAGUUCAGCUUUGCCCAUAUGUUUAUAGAACUAACCAUUUUUCAAGAAUUCCUGCAUUCCUGCAGAAACUGGUAUGACUGCGUGAGAGAGGUCUCAGAACUUUUCUCCCAUUUCUUAAACUAGUAAUCUGUUUCUUUGAACUGGAAUCUCUGGCACUUUAUAUUUACAAAGAUUUAAACACAUUCUUUAAAUCUCCCAUGUCUCUGUACUCUCUACAGUGAUGUGUAAUGCCUAACAGAAUUCAGAAAUAGUAUGUUUCAGUAAUUUUUCCUUCUCCCUUUUUUGGCAGGUCUUAUUUAUUAUUUAUAAACCAAACUGCUUUCUGGAAUAUAAUCCAUGUAAUAUAAUCAUGGUCUUUAAAAAGAAUUAUGGAACGUAAUUUAAAGGAAUGGAUUUCUCUUCCCUUUCUUCCCCUGCCCUUCCUUUCCCUUCAUUUGCCUUUUGUUAGUUUCCUCCUCCCUCCCUCCCUCCCUUUCUUCCUUCUUUCCUUCCUUCCUUGCUUUCUCUUCUCCUCCUCAUCCUCCUUAUUCUCCUUCCUUUCUCUUUCUCUCCCUCGCUCUCUCUUGUUUUAAAGCAUCAGACU